Chinchilla lanigera (long-tailed chinchilla) is the source of this 2881-nucleotide messenger RNA. Its product is annotated as zinc finger protein 709-like. Gene Ontology annotation, biological process: negative regulation of transcription by RNA polymerase II. The transcript is spliced from 3 exons. Gene Ontology annotation, molecular function: DNA-binding transcription repressor activity, RNA polymerase II-specific. The coding region runs from base 910 to 2076 and encodes 388 amino acids. The record is from RefSeq and is a predicted model, not a curated record. Lineage: Eukaryota; Metazoa; Chordata; Mammalia; Rodentia; Chinchillidae.
CAUUAAAUCUUCUCUAAUUUCCUUAUAAGAUUCAGUUGUGAAUCUAUCAGGACCUGGGCUUUUUUUUGUCGGUUAUGUGUUUCAUUACCAUAGGAGCUCUCACAUUUGCAGGUGUAUUUGAUAGCUAACAUUUUUUCUUUCAUUUUUCCUUUCAUUAUUAGUGCCUGUAGAGCUCUCAAAAUAUUUGUGGUCAGUACAUUUCAUGUGCAUUUUCAUCAUAUGCGUACCCCCAUUUCGCUCCCUUAUGCCGCCUUUCGGGUCACUGAGCCAUAGGGUAACAUGGCUUCUCUAAUUUCACACCUCUUAGAUGUUCUCCAGUAGGAAGUGCAGUGGUUUUCAUUAGCUUUCCAAGUUAUCAUUCAUAAAUUUUGCUUACUGUUCAGUUAAGCAAAUACUGUCUCCUAAUUUUCCUUCUUAUUCUAAUAACUUCUGCGAAAGCAGGUUUGUCUAUGAAAGCAGAUUAAAAUUUCAAAAUGCUGUCUAAGUAGAAUCAGAGAAAGAAGGGGUCACUUCCUUCAGCAUUAACUUGAGAAAAAAGAUAUUUUCUUCGACCCUUUAGAGUAUUUUUUCAGAUAUUUACCUACUUUACUAUUUUCACUUGGAGUCUAAUUUGCAGACUCCUUCUAUAACCCAUGUUUGGUGACCUUGCACAAGUAAACCUGGGUAUAACCGACAGGGGGAGCAGUGUUCCCAUUCCACUGUUACUUGAGCGCUGAAUUGUGGUAUAGCAUCUAACUUGCUGUGUGAUGAGUACAAAUGGAUGGAGAAUAAAUGUUUGAUGACCAGACAUGAAGUACAGAUCUGGAAAACUCAGCGUCAUAUGAGCUUUUUGUGAGUAGCAUUGAGAUGUUUCUUGCUGUGACUCCCACUCUUCUUCCUGGAAAUGCCUGUCUGGUGAUGUAGGAGGCCAUGACCUUCGAGGAUGUGGCUGUGAACUUCUCCAGGGAGGAGUGGGCUCGGCUGGAUCCAUCCCAGAAGGAGCUCUACAGAGAAGUGAUGUGGGAAACUCUUAGGAACCUGGCUGCUGUCGGAAGGAACUCAGAUGAUCAGCACAUUCAAGAUGAGUGCAGAAAUUGCAGGAAAAAUCUAAGAGGUGAGGAGGCGGAGAAAUCCCCUCAAUGUAAAUUACAGUACCAACAUCGUGUCACGGUUUCUCAGACCUCAGGUACCAGUGUGCGCAUGAAAGCUUUUGGCAUAAAACCCGGUGACAGCCUUUCCUGUAGGAGGCUCCGGGUUGGUCCUUCAGCAGCAGAUGGACUCAUCAUAGCUAACACUGCACUCAAACCACAUGAGCAGCAGGGGUUUCAAGAGAAGCUGUCUAUGCGUGAGAAACAUGGCAAAGCCUGCACAGAGCUGCAGUCCUUUGAGAAAUAUGCAAAGACAAGUCCUGUGGAGAAAGCUCGUGAAUAUAUGCCAUGUGUGAAAUCCUACUCUGAUUGCACUGAAGUAACUACCCUCGAGAAGAAGCCAGAUGUCAUGUCAUUCAUGACACCCCACAGUGUUCAAAUUGGGAAAAGAUGUCACAGUGUGAUGAAUAUGGAUAUAUGUGUGCCAUGGGAUAAAAGUUUUAAUUCUCUCCAAAUUCAGACACAUCAAAAAGCUCACUCUGGAGAAAAAACCCAUAUCCAUAAAAACUAUGGAAAAUCCUUCACUACAAAUUCAUUAGGGAAUCACGAAAGAACUCACAGGGGGGAGAAACCUUAUAUAUGUAAGCAGUGUGGGAAAGCCUUCAGCAAUCACAGUAAUCGUCAAGUCCAUGAAAGGACUCACACUGGGGAGAAACCCUAUGUAUGUAAGCAGUGUGGGAAGGCUUUCAGCACAAGUGUUGUUUGUCAAAAUCAUGAGCGGACUCACACUGGGGAGAAACCCUAUGCAUGUAACCAAUGUGGGAAAGCCUUCAACAGAAAAGAUAACUGGCGAAUACAUGAACGGACUCACACUGGGGAGAAACCUUACGCAUCUAAGCAAUGUGGCAAAGUUUUCAGCACAAGUGGCCCUUGUCAAAAUCGUAAGUGUACUCCUACUAGGGAGAAACCCUAUGUAUGUACACAACGUGGGAAAGCUUUCAGCAGAUGAGAAAGUUGGCAAAAUCAUGAAAGCACUCACACUGGGGAGAAAUCCUGUGUAAGUAAGCAGUGUGGGAAAGCCUUUGUCACACACAGAGAUUAUGUGAGAAACUUUGAGCAGAAAAAGAUACUUGUCAAGAAUAUGAAAGAAGCCAGAGUAAGAGAAAUCCUGUGUGUUAGCAAUGUGGGAAAGCUUUCGGAUAACACAGACGUUAUCAACCACAUAUAUGGUCUUACACUGGGAGAAUCAAUAUGUAUGUAAGCAAGGUGGGAAAGCCUUUAGCACACUCAGACAUUCUCUAGCAUAUAGAAGGACUCACACUCCAGGAGAAACACUGUGUAUGUGAACAGUGUGGAAAAACUUUCACCACACAAUGUGUUUGUCAAAGAUAAGAAAGAAGUCACACUGUGGAGUACACUUUUAUAUGCAACCAACGUGAGCCAACUUUCAGAUCACACAGUCAUUGUGAAAGACACUAAGGAACACACACUGUUGAAAUGCUGUGUAUGGAAGCCAGGUGUGAGUGCAUUCAGGACACAGAGGCAUUUGCAAAUACAUAAGUUACACCUGGGAGGCAGUCUGUAGGUACAGUAAGGAAAAGCCUCUUCCGUGAGCAUCAUGCACAUUAUCAAGAGAGGAUACAACAGCUGAAUGUAUGAAGUGACUCAGACCUGAGAAAGACUGAGGAGAUCCUUUGCUUUUGACCAAUAUGAAAUCUCCUUCAGGCCACACACACAUUAUUACAUACAUGAAAGAAGUCAUACUGAAAACUCAGAACUUCUGUGAGCAAUGUGAGAAUUUUUAUUUUUUUAAU